GUUAAUAAAAAGAAUUUCAUUUAUAAAUUUUUAUGUUACUUAUAUUUAAAAAACUAAAUUUCAGGUUAUAAUAUAUUUUGUUCAAGAACUACAUGCAAGAAUGUUGAAGCAUCUACUUAAAAAAAAGUUAGACGUUAUUGGCCGCAAUAUGUUACAUACAUUUACUAUCCCAGAAGGAAAAACAUUUAUCAAUGGCAAAUGGGUAUCAGCUAAAUCUGGAAAGGAAUUUGAUGUUUUUAAUCCUGCAAACGGAGAAGUUAUUGCAAGGGUUCCUGAUUGCAACACUUCUGAUUUGGAUGAUGCAAUUCAUGGUGCUUCAGAAGCCUUCAAAACAUGGAGCAACACUACUGCAAAGGUAUUUUGUCAUGCAUUAAUACAGUCAAUUCAGUAUAAUUUGAAGUCAAAUAACCCGAUUUAAUAUAAUAACUUCAGC
Molecule: messenger RNA, 433 nt
Organism: Parasteatoda tepidariorum (common house spider)
Lineage: Eukaryota; Metazoa; Arthropoda; Arachnida; Araneae; Theridiidae
Gene: Ssadh
Product: succinic semialdehyde dehydrogenase
Biological process (GO): GABA catabolic process
Cellular component (GO): mitochondrion
Molecular function (GO): succinate-semialdehyde dehydrogenase (NAD+) activity
Source: RefSeq, a predicted model, not a curated record